AUGGCGGACGGCAACGAGCCCACGGGGCCGUCGGGCGCGCUGCCGAUCGGCGAGAAGAGGGUGCGGGCGGCAAUGCUGGACCACAUAAGGGAGCUGUUUCCGGAGGGGAACGAGAUCGCGGCGGCGGGGCUGGAGCGCGGGGACCUCCUGGGGAUCUUGAGGACCAGAGACACCCACAAAAUGCCCCUUGGGGGCAUCACCGACGAUAUGCGCUGCCAGUUUGUUCUGGAGUGCCUCCUCGAGCUCGGCUUCGUGCAGAUCGGCGACAGAUUAUUUCCCCAGGGGAUCCACAUGGAUGAGCCGCUGGCAGACCAAGCCGAGGCGCCAGCCCCGGCUGUGGCCAGGCAUGCUGUGCACCCCCUGGCUAUGACUGGCCGUGCGGGCACCACCACCACCAGCGGGACCAAUGGAGGCCUGGGAGCCCAGCCCACGCCAGCCCAAGCAGCAGACGCGCCCAGCAGCGUCAAAUCCGUCGAAUCUGACGAGCUGCGGCCUGAACAGAAAAAUGACGAGAAUGGCUUUUCAAAAGGUGGAGAGCCUGCAGACAGGGUUGGGGGGGGAGACAGUCACACAUCGGCGCAGCAGGAGCCACCAGCGCUCCAAGAGGGGGAGGCACCAGUAGAGUCACCUGUAACUGAGUGCGACGAAGGCGACGACCAAGUUGAUGUCGGCGUCGCAGAAGGCGAAGACAUAGAGACUGCCGCUGGGCAGGAUGAGGAAGCCCACAAUGCAGCUGAUGACGCUCGGGGAGCAGCUUCAGAGAACGAAGAUGAGCCUUGCGGAGCCUCUGAGAUGGAGGAAGAUACCAUAGUUGAAAACAAUGUGCAGGAGUCCUGCCGACCAGAGAAGCGCCCAAUUGCGGAGUCUGAGGAAGUGGACACUUCCGGUCGACCAGAGAAGCGUCAGAAGACAGAGGGUGAGGAUGCCAAUGCCAGCACACAGGACACUAUCACAGAGGUGCCAGCUGUUCCACCCCUCCACGGCGAGGGUACGCCCUACGGGGACGAGCUGAGUCUAAAUUUCACAGAUAGCAGCCGCCUUGUUACCCCUGUGACUACACCCACUGAUACGAGGAUGGAGGAUGCUGAAACUGCUGACGACCUCAGAGAAAGUGAAGUGACUGAGGAAGAGCUGCCUGGGCCCUUGCAACGUGCUAAAGUUUUGGUUGAAGUCAAUGAGGAGGAAGGUGGGGUGGGGGUGAAGAUAGAAGUGGGGGAUGUGGACAUUGAAGAGGGUGCAGGGGAGAAGGGAGGUGUGGACACAGAUGAAGUGCCAAAGGUUAUUGGCAUUGGCGAGACAGGCCCACUGGGCCUCAGUGUGGCUGUUGUAGAGGUUGGCGUAAGGAAGAUAGAGUGCAAAGAGACCGUCAAGGAGAUGCCAGAAGAACCAGUGGAACUCCCGGAGGUCAGGCGGCCUGUGGGCAUUGGUGCACCAGUGAGCGCGAAGGAGAGGGCCAGGAAAGCCAGCCGCAUUAUCUACAGGGACCAUGGGAAGAAUGGCUUCAAGGUCCAGAUUGAUGGCGAGGAGCGUGGGACAUACAUCUGGAGGGACAAGGAUGCUAUCAUACCUGACCCUUGUGAGAUGGAAGAUGAGGACUACCAGAAGGGCCUCACUCUGGCCCAGGGUUUCCUUGACACUGUUCACACAAACAGGCUGAACGACUUUCCAUGUCGAGUGAGGGCAGAGGCACUGAAGGCCUUGAGCAAGGCCGACCUGAAGCCAGUGCUCAACGCGAUGCAAUUCUUCAUGGGCCUGUGCAAAGCGAAAGCCAAGGAGCUCCAGGUUCCAGAUGAGGAGGUGCGGCUGGACCCUGUGUACAGUCUGGGCUGCAAGAGGGUGAAGGGCAUUGUGGACGGCAAGCGCAAGGAGAUGCUGAUGAAGGUCCCCAAGGAGAGGAGGAGGGAUGCCGUUUUGGGCCUCGGUGCCAUUCCCUACCAGGCGAUCUGUACGGGCUCCAGCCUCUGGCUUGACGAACUGCUCCGGGAGCUUGCCCCUGAGGAGAUGCUCCAGUUCCCAAUGAAGUACCCAGCCAGGAAACCCGAAGGCGAGGACAAGGGUCAGGGUGCCAAGGGCUCCCAGGCAGGCAAUGGGGAAAAGAGGAACCUCAAUGGAAAGGAGGAAAAAGAAAGGCUGUCGCGAUUUGGUGGUGUCGGGAGAGAUAGGGGAGCCAGGAUAUCUGACCAUCCCUUGAGGUUCCAGGAUGAGCUGCGGAGGAGGCCCCUGAUGGAGAGACGGCCACUCCUGCCCUCGCGGCCGCGGGCCAUGGAUCCAGCAAUGAGGCCAGUAAGGGGGAGGCCCAGGUCGCGGUCGGCCGAGCGUGGCUACUACAAUGAACCAGUGGGGCGGAGCCCAGGUCCCAUGCGCAGACUUCGGACUCCCUCACCCCCGCGGCGGAGGAUGUCGCCAAUGUCUAGGUUUGAAGACCUGCAGCACAAUCCCAUGUGGGGGGACAGGAGCCCAGAUGGCUGGCGUGCGGACAUGAGGCAUGAGGACAUGCUUCCUGCUGGGAACAGAGUGCUGCCCAGGAGGGGCGCAGAGCUGGAUCGAAUACCCCUACGAAUGGGCAAUGCAGCCGCAGUGCUGCCUUCACAGCUGCAGCUUCAGACGAUGCAGCAGGGCCUUCCCAUGGGUGCAACCGCGCAGAUAGCCAACACAAUGCAGCCGACUAACCAGAUCGCAGGCCUGGUGACCAACGGGCAGGUAGGCUUGCUGGGCGUGAACCUAGGCGGCACAACAGGCAUAGCCCCCAUGGCACGAGAUCAGCUGCAGCUGGGCGGCCAGGCGCCCAACCAGUUGCAGAAUGUGAACAUCGUUGGAGGCGUGGUCGGCUUGUCCAACCAGCAGCAGCUGCAGCUACAACAACUGCAGCAGCAGCAGCAACAGCAGCAGUUGCGCCAGCAACAGCUGCAGGUGCAGAUGGCAGGGAUGCCGGCAGCAAAUGGGCUGAUCUUGCAGCAACCUGGGAUCGCUGCAAUGGCCGGGGGCCUCACUGGGGUGCAGCCCAUGCAGCCUGCUCAGCCCGUGAAGCUUGUCAUCGGCGGCUGCCGGGUGCCCGACCCUGCCAGGGAGAGUGAGCAGGACCCCCGCAUGAAGCUUAACGAAGACUCUUUUUCCAUCUGCAACUUUACCUUCGCUGUUGCAGAUGGACUUGGAGGCACCAUGGCCCUGGACGUCAGCUCUGCGCGAUACAGCGAGGAGAUCGUUAACCGCUCCGCCCAGGCAAUGGAAGAGCUCGUGAUGCGGGCCCGCAAGGAUGGCAGGUCCUUCCCAAGCCCCACCACGGCCAUCGAGUGGGCGCACUCCCAGGUCACCGUGCAGGGCGCCACGACGAUCUGCCUCCUGGCCCUGGACUCCAUGCAGUCCACACUGCACGUGGCCAAGGUGGGCGACGGCGGCUACGUGGUCCUCCGCCCCUCCCUGCCCCCGCUCCACCCCGGCGGCCCGCCCGACAUGACCAUCGAGUCCCCCUGGCUGCCCUUCAAGGACCCCAAUGAGCACCCGCGGGGCGUCAACUCCACCCACUACCUCACCAGCCCCGCGCUCCACCCCAAAAUCGGCGGCGUCCAUCCGCGCACCGCCAUCGAAUCUCGAGUAAUGGUCGCUGCCGGAGAUGCGAUAAUCGCCGGAACUGAUGGCUUCUUCGACGCCAUCUAUCUCCACGGGGAGCGCGGGUACAACACCAGGAGGCUGAUCUUGGAGCGGAUGACUCAGGGCUGGACGCCGCAGCAGCUGGCCGAGCAGCUGGUGCUGAUGGCGAGGGGGGUGGCGCAGGAGGGCAGCCCGGCGUGCCCCUUUGCGGAGGCGGCGCGGGGCCAGGGCGACGCAAGGCACGGCAGCGGGGCGCGGCCGGACGACGUGGCGGUGGUGGUGGCCUACGUCGCCGCGAACUCCAACCCAAUCCCGGUGGGCUUCGGGGGGUGA
Molecule: messenger RNA, 3921 nt
Organism: Ostreobium quekettii
Lineage: Eukaryota; Viridiplantae; Chlorophyta; Ulvophyceae; Bryopsidales; Ostreobiaceae
Source: the annotation of a GenBank genome assembly